Mesocestoides corti is the source of this 424-nucleotide messenger RNA. The record is from the annotation of a GenBank genome assembly. NCBI's taxonomy places the organism in Eukaryota, Metazoa, Platyhelminthes, Cestoda, Cyclophyllidea, Mesocestoididae.
CUCGAGGUUGCGUGAUUCCCUCAAAUCCAUUAAAGAGAAUUAUGACAUGAUACUCUCUCGAGGAAAGAUGGAUAACCAGGCAGUAAUAAGUCGUAGUGACAGUUAUGCACAAGCUGCACAAGAGAAUUUCGAGUGUAAUGUUAGAGGCGCUAAUAUCGUGAAUGCCUGUGAAAAUAUCACACGCUUAUUGUCGGAGGUUAAGCAGUUGUUAAUCUUAGGGGACUUUUGUUGGCUUGAGUUAAUAACCAAAGAGGGUGCCGAAGAACGCAAUAGAAGACGAACAGAACUUGACGCGGUCGCGAUGCAACUGCGUGACGAGAUCUCGCGCGAUCUUUACGCCCUUGAAGAGACACUUGGCGCCUCCUCCAGUCGCCGUCGCUCGCCACUAAGUCAAGAAACUGAGGACAAGAAGCUGGAGUCAUGA